Molecule: messenger RNA, 1157 nt
Organism: Halteromyces radiatus
Lineage: Eukaryota; Fungi; Mucoromycota; Mucoromycetes; Mucorales; Cunninghamellaceae
Product: Chloroperoxidase
Exons: 2
Coding region: 74-952 (292 amino acids)
Molecular function (GO): peroxidase activity
Source: RefSeq, a predicted model, not a curated record
AAAUUUUUUUUCAUUUCUCUCUUACAAAUCCUUUUUUCUUUUUUUUUUCUUAUUAUUAUUAUUAUUAUUCACAAUGACAAAGAAAUCUACCAUGACUUUACAAACACCAGGAGCCUUUUCUCCUACACAACCCAAGAAAACAAGAAAAAGUUGGAAAACUUUUUUUAUACUAGUGAUUGGUUUAUUCUCUCUAUAUUUUAUUAUUAUUCCAGAUAAUAAGUAUACAAUGACACCAAGUGAAUGGAAAGCAUUUAUUCAAGCUCAUCCUUAUCAAGCUCCAACUGCUACAGAUGUAAGGUCUCCAUGUCCUUUUUUGAAUACAAUGGCCAACCAUGGUAUACUUCCCAGAUCAGGCAAGAAUAUUACAUUUGAAGAAUUUCACAAGGUGAUGCGAAUGGUAGGCACAACCUCUGUUGGUACCAGAGCGUUUUUAUAUUUUGCCUUUUAUGUUUACAAUGAAAUCGAUCCUCUUCAACCCAUGCGAUAUGAUUUACGAUUAGCACCUCAUCUCGAUUUGGAUCAUAUUGGUAUACACAACAUUAUUGAACAUGAUGUAUCACUUUCUCGACCUGAUGCAUUCCAUCAACCUGAUUUUUCUAUUCCCAGUCUUGAACAGGUUCAAUCUCUUGCCAGUACUGCAAAUGCUACAACUUCAAUGGUGGGUAUAAAAGAACUCAGCGACUUUCGAAGGAAACGAUGGAUUGAAUCUAUACAAACAAAUCCUUAUCAUCAUUUUGGUUUUGGUCUUCAGAUCAAUGCUGGUGUCGAAUGUGCUUUGCUAUUGAAUUUCCUUGGUCGUGAUCAUCAAAUCUCUGCUGCUCAUUUGGAAUCCUUUUUACUCAAAGAAACUAUCCCUGAUGAUUGGUAUGGUAUGGAGAAAACAUUAUCGCCAUGGACUAUAACCAAGCGAGUGACUGACUGCAUCACCUCUGUCCGAAACAACAACUUCUAGUUGACCCCAGUUUACCCUCCAAAUUUGCACCCCUUUCUCCUUUUCCCCAUUUUUUUUAUGCAUACCCCUGAUAGUUAGUUUACUUUCCGUGGCGUUUUCUUUUUAUUUUAUUUUAUUUUAUAUUUACCUCUUUAUUAUUGUUAUUAUUCCUAUAUAUGAAUUAUUUUAUGACAAUAAACAAUGAUAAUGAUAUUGAUGAUGCAGC